This is a messenger RNA of Fusarium tjaetaba, 1239 nucleotides long. Its product is annotated as spore coat SP96 precursor. The record is from RefSeq and is a predicted model, not a curated record. Lineage: Eukaryota; Fungi; Ascomycota; Sordariomycetes; Hypocreales; Nectriaceae. The coding region runs from base 1 to 1239 and encodes 412 amino acids. The transcript has a single exon.
AUGCCUUCUCUCUUCUCAACCCUCAGUGUCCUAGCCCUCGCAGCUACCCACGUCUCAUCCCACGUCAUCAUGGUAGAACCCCACCCCUUCAACCUCGACACAGAACCCCUCUACCAAACCUGGCCCCUCAGCGAAGAUCUCCCCUUCCCCUGCCAAGGCCGCACCCAGCACCCGGAGCAGGUCACAAAGGUGACGGCCGGCAAGACCCAGCUCGUCAAGUUCUGGGGCAGCGCCGUGCACGGCGGCGGGUCGUGCCAGUUCAGCGUCGCCUAUGGAAAGGAACCCCCCAAGGAUCCCAAGAAGUGGCAUACUAUCUACAGCAUCAUCGGCGGGUGUCCCGCUGAGGCUGAGGGUAAUAUUGCGAGCACUGGUACGGAUCUGCAUGGGAGGGAGAAUGGUAAGGAGUGUGGGAACGAUACGGGCAAGGAGUGUACUAAGCAGUUCAACAUUCCUAUCCCUAAAGAUAUGCAGAAUGGACCCGCGACGUUUGCUUGGACUUGGUUCAACAAGAUUGGUAACCGCGAGAUGUACAUGGUCUGCUCUCCCAUUGAGGUCGUAGGCGGUAAGGAUGAUAGUGGCUACGUUGAUACGCUGCCUGCUAUUUUCCGCGCCAACAUUCCUGGGGAGUGUACUACCGGUGCCAGUGGAAGUGUCAUCAACUUUCCUGAGCCCGGUGAUUUCGGUAAGAUUUACGAGCAGGGUACGCCUGGAAGUGAGGGUACUUGUGCCAAGGGUGUUGAGCCCAACUUUAAGGAUGAUGCUGCUGCUCCUGAGCCGGAGAAGCCCGCUGAGUCUGCUCCCGCUCAACCUAGUGCUCCCGCUCCUGCGCCCGAACAGCCUUCUGCUCCUGUUGAGGGUGCUCCAGCUUCCCCUUCGACUCCUGUUCAGCCUAGUGUCCCUGCACCCGCUCCCGAACAACCCUCCGCUCCUGUACCUGCACCUAAACAGCCCUCUGCCCCCGUCCAACCUUCAGCCCCUGCUUCUCCCUCAAGCAUGGUCACCAUGCCCAGCACCCCCGCUCAGCCCACCGAUGCUCCCGCCCCCAUCGACUCAGCCAAGCCCGAAGCUGGCGCUCCCGCUUGGUCUGGUGAGUUCCAGGCCUGUCCCUCUGAUGUCAAGUCCGGCAUGAUGCACUGUUUCUCCGAGACUACUUGGGGUAUCUGCAACGGAGGCUGGGCUUUUGUCUCCAAGGUUGCUGAGGGUACCAAGUGCAUUGACGGCGCUAUCGCUGCUAAGUAA